This is a messenger RNA of Sceloporus undulatus (fence lizard), 1337 nucleotides long. Its product is annotated as zinc finger protein with KRAB and SCAN domains 4-like. The coding region runs from base 315 to 1256 and encodes 313 amino acids. Lineage: Eukaryota; Metazoa; Chordata; Lepidosauria; Squamata; Phrynosomatidae. The transcript has 6 exons. Gene Ontology annotation, biological process: regulation of DNA-templated transcription. The record is from RefSeq and is a predicted model, not a curated record.
GAGGAGGGUCAGUGGAGAUCUGCCCCCUAAAAUGGAGGAGAUGAGGGCCAGCCAGGCUCCCCUUUGUCCCCUGGAGCCCAGACCCUGAGGAAGGAGGAAGAAAGGGCAGAAUCAGGAGGAGAGGCCUUGAUAUUUGGCUGCAGUUUGGCCAGUCUUUUUCUUGAGGAGAGAGAAGACAAAAGAAAUGCUUCAACUUCAGGUAGUAUCUGCCUAGGAGCACCAUUCAAAAUCUGGAAAAGGAGGGUUCCAAAUCAAGAAAGCUUCCCUCGUCUGUUCAGGUGCAGAGCAGAGGAGAGUUCAGGGAAAGAGGAGCCAUGAAGAAGGAGGGUCAGGAGGAGAAGCCGCUCUGUCCAGAGGGUCAGUGCCAGUCCUUCAGGCAGUUUCUCUAUGAGGAGGCUGAGGGGCCCCGAGGGAUUUGCAGCCGACUCUCCAGUCUUUGCCAUCAGUGGCUGAAGCCAGAAAGGCACACCAAGAGUCAGAUGCUGGACCUGGUGCUCCUGGAGCAGUUCCUGGCCGUCCUUCCCCCAGAGAUGGCCAGCUGGGUCAAGGAAUGUGGGGCAGAGACCAGUUCCCAGGCGGUGGCCCUGGCCGAAGGCUUCCUCCUGAGCCAGGCAGAGGAGCAGAAGCAGCAGGACAAGCAGCAGGACCUGUUUGGAGAAAAUACCAUUGAAUUCUUGGAGGCAGAGAAGAUGUCCUUAGACUCCACACAGAGGGCGCAGUCUAUGCAGAUCCCACAGAAGGGCUCAGGAAAGGCCAUCUCUUUGGGAGAUGAAAGACUGCCAGGACCAAGAACUAUUGACUCAGCUCUUAAUUCUGAUACUUCUGAGAGCCUCGAUCAGGUAACUUUUGAGGAGGUGACUGUGUCUUUCAAUGAGGACGAAUGGGCCUUGCUGGAUCCAAACCAAAGGGCCCUUCACAGGGCAGUCAUGGAGGAGAAUUUGGCAAUCCUGGUCUCUCUGGGCGGUGAUGGACACGAGAGAGUGAACAUAAGAGAAUCAAAUAUGUCUUUAGAGGAAAGAGCGAAGUGUCACAUAUUUCAAUUUCAACAGAAGAAAGAGAGAGGAAGUAAAAUCAACAUUCAAGAAAAUAAGGUGAAUCAAGCUUCUGCUUCUCAGGCUGGAAAUUUCUGUGGAAGUUUCUUCCAAGAAAAAAGACAGAAAGGAGAAGAACAGAGUAAAUGUAUUUAUCUUGAAUGUGGGAGGAGCCCCAGUUGUAAAGAAAGCCUUGCCCUUCACCAGGAAAUUCAUGUACUGUAGAAAGAAUUUACACACAAAAAAGAAAAAGUGAGUUCUCAGGGUGUGAAGAGACAUUAAGGUGGAGAUCAUAUCAAAGCCCUG